UAUCGUGUUGGCAGUACAAUUGAAUGUUUUGUCCGUUUGAAAAAGACGUGAAAGUUUUUGUGUUGAGAAAGUCAGAAAAAUCAGCUUUUUGAGUAUUUCCCCUUAUAAUUAUUUGUUAAAAUUACCAAAAUGCAUAGAAAUAAACUUGAAGAGUUGCAGAGAAACAUUUACUACUCUGAUAAAUAUUACGACGAGGAGUAUGAGUAUCGACACGUCGUUUUGCCUAAAGAAAUGGUUAAAAUGGUGCCCAAAACUCAUCUGAUGUCAGAAGAGGAAUGGCGAGGCAUUGGAGUACAACAAAGUAAGGGCUGGGUGCAUUACAUGACACAUUCUCCAGAACCGCACAUUUUGUUGUUUAAACGACCAAUAACAACACCACCAACCCGAAAUGGGAAUUAAGUGCACAAAAAUAAUGUCUCUGUUUGUCUGUUAUUUUUACAUUACCCACGUGAAUAGAAUUUUUAUAGCAUGUCGGUAAUGUUACCUUUCAUUAGGGUCACUAUUUUGGUCCAGUGGAAUUUCAAGGCUGUAAUUUUAGCAGUUUAUUUUUUUAUCAAGCUUGAGAGCUGUUUCCUAUAGUGUAUUGUAAUCAUUAACAUGUCAUGUUUUAAGUGUUACAUUUUCAUUACCAAUAUAGUUUUUGUAAAUUA
Molecule: messenger RNA, 650 nt
Organism: Tribolium madens (black flour beetle)
Lineage: Eukaryota; Metazoa; Arthropoda; Insecta; Coleoptera; Tenebrionidae
Gene: Cks30A
Product: cyclin-dependent kinases regulatory subunit
Exons: 3
Coding region: 130-399 (89 amino acids)
Biological process (GO): regulation of mitotic cell cycle
Cellular component (GO): SCF ubiquitin ligase complex; cyclin-dependent protein kinase holoenzyme complex
Molecular function (GO): cyclin-dependent protein serine/threonine kinase activator activity; ubiquitin binding; histone binding
Source: RefSeq, a predicted model, not a curated record